AUAUAUUCCCCUCCAAUUUCCAAAUCUGCAUGCAAAGAAAGAAACAAGUAAAAUUAGUCUUCAAAAGUGUUUCACAAAUUCAUGCAAGCUACAGACGAUUCCCCUUAAAUUGCCGCAUCUUUUGACUAAGCAAUAAAACCGCCACCACCAAUACUGAAAAUGUUGCCGUUCGACACAAUCGAGGAGGCUGCUACAUUCAUGGGACGGAACCUAACGGCGGCCGAGACCAUGUGGUUCAAGUACUCGGCUAAAAAAUCGGAUUACUAUCUUUACUGCCACAACAUCUUGUUUUUGUUCCUCAUAUUUUCUGUUGUUCCUUUGCCGCUCGUUUUUGUUGAGAUGAUGAGAUCUUUGGGUUUCGAUAAAUACAAGAUUCAACCCAAAGUUAGCCUGUCGUUGCCCGAGAUGUUCAAAUGUUAUAAGGAUGUUAUGCGGAUGUUUGUUCUUGUUGUGGGUCCUUUGCAGUUAGUCUCUUAUCCUUCAAUUAAGAUUAUCGGGAUUCGAACAGGGCUGCCAUUACCAUCGUUGUGGGAGAUUGUGGCACAGUUGACUGUAUAUUUCAUGAUAGAAGAUUAUACCAAUUACUGGAUUCACAGGUUCCUCCAUGGUAAAUGGGGCUACGAGAAAAUUCAUCGGGUUCACCACGAAUACACUGCUCCAAUCGGCUUUGCCGCACCAUAUGCACAUUGGUUGGAAGUUUUGAUCCUCGGGAUUCCUUCUUUUCUUGGUCCAGCAAUUGUUCCGGGGCAUAUGAUCACGUUUUGGUUAUGGAUAGCUUUACGGCAAAUCGAAGCAAUAGAGACACACAGUGGGUAUGACUUCCCUUGGACUCCCACAAGAUUUAUCCCAUUUUAUGGCGGUGCAGAUUACCAUGAUUAUCAUCACUAUGUUGGAGGACAAAGCCAGAGCAACUUUGCUUCAGUUUUUACUUAUUGUGAUUAUAUCUAUGGCACUGACAAGGGCUAUCGAUAUCAUAAGAAGGUCCUAAGGAAGUUGAAAGAGGGGUCUAAAGUUGAUGGUGCUCAAAACGGAGGCUCAUACUAUUAUCCUACUCAAGAUCUUAAAUCCGAAUAGCCGCUUGUCAAUGGAGCAAUUCUCUCGAGCAGCCUCUUCGGUCUUCCUCUCGGAUCGCAUGUAUUAACUUAUGGGAAUCUGAUUUUGAGUUGACAAUCAUUGUUAGUAUGAUGAAGUAGAUUUCUUAAGUGAAUUCAGAUGAAGAUUAACUUGGGUCUUUUUUCGAAAUGUGAUUUUGUUGGUAGCUUGAAAGAUAUAUCAGUUCUUGUUAUUUAGGUUUUCUAUGUCUUUGCCCUGUUUAAAUCUUUUUUGUUUAAACUAAGAAACUAUAAAUCAGACAUGGUGUGCAUUUUCAUUUGUCUCAGAAUUAGUUACUAGUGAAGUAUAGAAUGUGUUGAUCUCGGUUUUGUUCACACUUUUUUAUUUUUCUUGAAGUAUUUGUAUUCGAAUUUCAUAUUAAUAUAUUUGAGCAUAAACAUGCCUAUCAUUAUAAA
Messenger RNA from Gossypium arboreum, 1508 nucleotides. Its product is annotated as methylsterol monooxygenase 1-1-like. The coding region runs from base 160 to 1074 and encodes 304 amino acids. NCBI's taxonomy places the organism in Eukaryota, Viridiplantae, Streptophyta, Magnoliopsida, Malvales, Malvaceae. Gene Ontology annotation, molecular function: C-4 methylsterol oxidase activity; iron ion binding. The record is from RefSeq and is a predicted model, not a curated record. Gene Ontology annotation, biological process: sterol biosynthetic process. The transcript has 5 exons.